Molecule: messenger RNA, 1848 nt
Organism: Exserohilum turcica Et28A
Lineage: Eukaryota; Fungi; Ascomycota; Dothideomycetes; Pleosporales; Pleosporaceae
Exons: 1
Coding region: 1-1848 (615 amino acids)
Source: RefSeq, a predicted model, not a curated record
AUGAGCGCCAUAACGCCCCCCUCCUUCGUCGAUGACGCCGCUUCGCUAUUCAAGCGCCUCCCCUCGCGCCCCACACCAGAUAACAUAGCACAAUGGAUUACUCACUGCGAGUCGGACGCCUCCUCAGUCUACACAGGCAGUUUCUUCGACGACGGCGUAAACAUGCUGAGUCGGAGUGGUGGCGAGACACGCGGCUUUGCAGCUGUGAAUGCAUGGGGCGACGAGGAAGCAAAAGAAGAAGAGAAGGGUAGGAGGGGGCUGGGUAGAGAUAGGAAAGGAUGGAGUGAAGACGUAAAGAGAGCGGUUGGUGGAGAUGUGCAGAGGAGUCUGAAUCGGAUUGGGGAGUUGCGUGGUGUUAGGGUUAAGAAAGCGAAUCGUGAAGGUAGGGGAGGUGAGAAGGGUGAAAAGGCGGGAGAGAAGGAAGAAAAGGUGACUGUGCCCAUGCCAGUGCAGUGGGGUACGUUUGUUAUCAAGAGUGACGACGGACGAGUCAUCGUUGUGGACGAGGAUGGCGAGUUUGACUCUGGGCCGUUGCGAGCUGAUACUGGAAAACAGCGACAGCAGCCGUGGGUUCGAGCGGAAUCUACGCUGUCGCCGCCUUCAGACAAAGGGAAGGGAACGGAGAGUUUGUACAAGGGGUGUGCAGAGAGGGGGGACAGAACAAAGAAAGAUGGAGGUAAAAGUACAGCGUCAUCGCCACGAAAAGCUCUCACUCCUGUCCUCGAAUUCGAAUACGAAGAUGGAUACUCGUUUCCUGGGAAUGCGGGUGGGCGGCCUUCGCAUACUGCAACUCCGGCCUUGUCUCCAGCUGUCUCGGUAAGCGAUGGGUAUGGCUACAUUGUCCCGGAAUCACUGGCCAAAACAAUCAGAGAAGGUUAUAGACAUGUCAAGCCAGGCUCUUUUGGGUUCAAGCAUGUUGUUUCCGAGAUGCAAGUCGAGUCCCGGGUUGCCUCGUGCAUCCACACACUACCGGGGAGCUGGCCAUCGCCCGAACCGUCACCCGUGAUGAGCUGGGAAAAGAAGGAGUCGGAAGUAUCCUGGAGCCGUGGGGAUAUUGGAGAUGCGUGGGAAAAGAAUAGUUCGGUUCGGUCAUGCAAGAGCGAGAAGACGAAGAAAGACAGAGGCAGCGUGUCGGUGAAGAGUCAUGCGACACACAGUGUGGCUACCAUGGAGGAUGCGCGAAGUAGUUCACCGGAAGGAAACGACAAGAAUGCCGGGAGGGGCUGGGGUGGUAGUGUGAAGAACUCGCAGAUCAGCAAGAAAGGAACUCGUCACAGCUCGGACGGAAGCAACAAUAGCAACAGUAGCGGCUGGGCCUCACCAUCCAAACUACCCCACCCCUUUACGUGGGCGGCCACCCGGUCCGACAGCGAAGACAGAUGGAGCGGCAGACGCAAAGCCGCAGAUAAUCCUGCGUGGACUGGCAUCGAGCCCCUUUUGUCUCAGCAAGACGCCCUGUGUCCUUCCUCAGCUCCUUCAGACGAGCCGGCGCGUCCCCCAAGCGAAGCAACGUGGAAUGGAUUCGAGAGACCAAAGACACUUAGUGACGUCAGCAUGGCGGAUUCCAGCAGCAUACGCGGAUCUCUGCGUAGCGAAGGCCGAGCAUCGAGUCGGCACGCAUCUCCAGCACACGGCAAGCGCAAAUGUGCCGCGGAACGUCAUCUCACCGCCAGCUCAGGCGGGCGGGGCAGAUGGAAGAAAGAAAUAAGGGUUGAAAAUUGCCAUGGCUGGGAGCACGGAAGCAGCGGAACAAGUACGGCGAGGCGCGCGCAUGGUCUGAAUGAGGAGAACGCGACGUAUCUCAGUGAGAACUGGGGAGGGACCCCUGUCGGCGGGGCUCAGUUGUAG